Pomacea canaliculata is the source of this 3798-nucleotide messenger RNA. RefSeq names its product pyruvate dehydrogenase phosphatase regulatory subunit, mitochondrial-like. Gene Ontology annotation, cellular component: mitochondrion; mitochondrial matrix; cytoplasm. The record is from RefSeq and is a predicted model, not a curated record. Lineage: Eukaryota; Metazoa; Mollusca; Gastropoda; Architaenioglossa; Ampullariidae. The coding region runs from base 173 to 2926 and encodes 917 amino acids. The transcript has 16 exons. Gene Ontology annotation, molecular function: oxidoreductase activity; protein binding.
GUGCCCCUACCCACCUUUUUCUGUUUCUAACGGAGGCGAGUCUUUCAGGGGACAUAAUACUCUUUGCACGAACUGUGUCCUUUGCACACACAUUUUCUGCAGAAUUAAGAGCCACUGAAAGUGCAGAACACUGAACAAUGCUGUGAAGCACUCCAUCAUCUCAUAUCAGACUAUGCAAGUAGCAACCAUGAGGUUCAUAACUCAAAGCCGAUUACCUUUGAGCCUCUCAUUGGUAUGUCGGAGAUGUCAGUUGCUACAGACCAUCAUGAGAUCUUCCUUUCACUGCAGAAAAGUAGUGCCAGUGGCUAAUACAACAUGGACUAGAUGGUACUCCUCUAGUGAUCAAGGUGAAGAACCAGAUUUUUCUCCCCACUCAACUCAUGCAAAAGCCAACCUUACAGUACCAGAUCAGGCCAGAGUGGUCAUUUGUGGUGGGGGUGUCAUAGGUCUCUCUGUGGCAUAUCAUCUGGCAGAGAAGGGCUGGACGGAUGUUGUUGUUUUGGAACAAGGCAGUCUGACAUGUGGAACAACAUUUCAUGCUGCGGGCUUGGUGGGGCGCAUGCGGUCUUCCAGACUGGAGUCAAAACUGUGUGACUACAGUGCUUCAUUAUAUAAGCAGUGGGAGUCAGAGGGAGAUGGAGUUGGAUGGAAACAGUGUGGAAGCCUGAACGUUGCUCAGACACUGGAUCGCAUGAUAGCACUGAAGCGCCAGCAUGAGAUAGCAAAAACCCUAGGAAUGGAGUGCCAUGUUGUCACACCAUCUGACAUUAAGAAGAUCUCUCCCUUGUUAAAAGUGGAUGAUUUGCAAGGUGGACUUUGGAUCCCUGGAGAUGGGAGAGUUACAGCACCAGAUGUUGCUAUGGUUUUCUCCAGAAAAGCCAAGGCAAAAGGUGUAAAGAUCAUUGAAGGGGUCAGUAUACGUCAAGUGAUGACAGAAAAUUUUAAGGUGGCAAAGGUGGAGACAUCUGCUGGGAAUAUAAAGUGUGAAUAUUUUGUCAAUGCUGCUGGCAUGUGGGCACGCACACUGGGCAAGAAAACAGUACCUAAUAGGGUUAACGUCCCUGUUCAUGCCUGUGAACAUUAUUACCUGGUUACCAAGCCCAUGGAAGGUGUAGACUCUCUUAUGCCAGUUGUGCGAGAUUAUGACAACUACAUCUAUACUCGAGAAUGGAAUGGUGGAAUCCUAGCUGGAGGAUUUGAGCCUAAUCCCAUACCAUGCUUCCAUCAUGGUGUUCCUGACAAGUUUGAAUUCCAGCUUUUACAAGAGGACUAUGAUCAUUUUCAUGUCUUGCUUAACUACAUCUUGAACCGUAUCCCUGCCUUGGAAGAGGCAGAAGUUAGGCAGGUGGUCAAUGGACCUGAGAGCUUCACACCAGACUCACAGUGGCUCCUAGGAGAAAGUCCAGAGAUAGUGAAUUAUUUUAUAGCAGCAGGUAUGAAUUCUAAAGGAAUAGCAGGAGCAGGAGGUGUGGGUAAAUUUAUGGCAGAAUGGAUUGUGGAUGGCUACCCAAGUGAAAACCUUUGGGCAUAUGACAUUCGACGUUUCAUAGGUCAUCACAAUAACAAAAGAUUCCUAAGAGACCGUAUGCAGGAAGCAUUUCCAAACCACUGCAUCCUGAAGUAUCCACGUGAAGAGUACACAUCUGGGCGCAUGUUGAGAUCAUCUCCCUUAUACACUCGUCAGGAGGUUGCAGGUGCUGUGUUUGGAGAGACAAUGGCUUAUGAGCGAGCCAUGUAUUUUAAUCUAGAAGAUGAUAAGGAUAAGGAUAACAAGAGGCGUAUGUGGACGUUUACCAAACCAAAGUGGUUUGAAGCAGUGCAAGAAGAGUACUGGGCUUGUAAAGAACGUGUCUGCAUUAUGGACAUGUCUUCUUUCUUAAAAUUAGAACUACAGUCAACCAAUAGAGAGGUAGUGGACUUCCUGCAGUACAUGUGUUCCAAUGACAUUGACAUCGAUGUGGGUUCUAUUGUUCACACUGGCAUGCAAAAUGAGCGAGGUGGCCACGAGAAUGACUGCACCAUUGCUCGGCUAGAUAAGAGCAGCUUUUUCAUGAUCUGCCCUGCUACCCAGCAGUCCAAAGCCUGGGCCUGGUUAACCCGGCAUAUGCCACAGAAUGGGUCUGUGCACUUACGAGACAUCACUUCAAUGUUCACUGCCAUCAAUAUCAUUGGUCCACAUGCUCAGCAGCUUCUAGCUGAUGUGACAGACAUUUCUACAUCAAGGUCUGACUUUCGUCCAAUGACUUGCAAAAAGAUGGAUGUUGGUUAUGCCAGCGGCAUCUUAGCCAUGCGCUUGACACACACCGGAGAAGAUGGCUUUAUUCUUUAUAUCCCCUCUGAGUAUGCACUUCAUGUGUAUGACAUCUUAAUGGAGGCUGGGAAAGAUUAUGGAGUGAGGAAUGCUGGAUACUAUGCUUUGCGCCAUCUGCGCAUUGAAAACUUCUUUGCCUACUGGGGCUUGGACCUUAGUGAAAAGACUACGCCUCUAGAAUGUGGUCGUGGCUACCGAGUGAAGUUUGAUAAAGGAGACUUCCUUGGCAGGGCAGCUCUCUUACGUCAGCGAGAAGAAGGUGUUCCUCAAAGGUUUGUUCACUUCCAGCUAGAGGAUUACGAUGUCAACCUUGACCUUUGGCCUUGGGGUGGGGAGCCAAUCUACCGCAAUGGGAAGUAUGCCGGCUUGACCACAACAUGUGGAUUUGGCUUUGCUUUGGACAAGAUGGUAUGUCUUGGGUUCAUCAGUGAUUACGAUGAACGGGGACAACCCAGGAUCAUCAAGAACAGCAAUGACUUUGUCAUGAAGGAUGCAAAGUAUGAGAUCAACAUUGCAGGCUCCCGGUUCCCGGCCAAGCCGUCCAUCUACACCCCAAAGCAAAAUGUAGCCUACCUUGAUCCUGCAUUCAUUCCAGCGCCACAGAAACCAUACUAACUGCACAGGAUGCAAAGCUAAAGGACUUCAACAGUACAUAGUUCAAAUGUUGGUGAAUUCCAGGAUAGUGUAAACAGUAUACUUAUUUGCCUUCUAUUUUCCUGUUGUUUACCGAUGUUAAAGACUAUUUCCAAGAGAAAUUUGACUGUGAUUUUAAAUGCAAUUUUAAUUCUUAGCUGUCACUUACGUACAAGUCUAAAAUAUUAAAGAGCUUGUUCAUGCUGUCCGCAGAUGCCAUAAUACCAUUAUUACUAUGAGCUUUUAUAUUUUUUAACAAAGUUGGUUUUUUAAUUUCUAUAAAUUAUGCAGCAACUGGGACUGAAAGAAGUGGCAUGUAUUUACAUGCAUACAACUUUUUAUGAGGUUAGAUUUUGAUACAUGAUUUACAUGACAACAGGUCCUGGUGCUGAGAUUCCAUUUAGUAUGGAUGCAAUGGGGAAGAAAUAAACCGCUGUUAGCGUAUGAUUUAAUGUUGUUAGAGAACUGCAGCAAGUCCUGUAACUUUAAUCAGAAAAUAUGCUGUAAAGGUGACCUUACAGUCACAGAGGAAUGGGGAGUCCUUAUUAUAGGGUCAGCUUUUAUGAAGGUGACACCUAUUGCCUCCCCCAUGCUAUUUCCAACCCUCUGCUCAUUUUGCACUUGGGGGUCACUUGGAAGAUUACCUUGUGUCAUGUGUACGUCUUUGGGUUCGAGUGUUAUUGCUGUAACCAAUAGGCUGUUUGCUUUCCCUGUUAUUUAUCUUUGUGGUAACAUUUUGGGGAUACUAAUAUUUAUUGGUUGAUAAAUCUAACAACCUCAUCAAAAGAAGGCAAAAUAUUAGAAUAACAAGUGUUUUUUUUUUUUUUUAAAAAAAAUAAAAAGCAAAAUUCCAA